AUGCAGGCGCGCUACUCCGUCUCCAGCCCGAACUCUCUGGGCGUCGUUCCGUACAUCAGCGGCGACCCGGGCUACUACCGAGCCGCGGCCGGCGGGGGAUACACGGGUAUGGCUGCGCCGAUGAACAUGUACACCCACGCCGCGCACGACCAGUACCCCGCCGGUAUGGCGCGCGCCUACGGACCGUACACCCCGCAGCCUCAACCCAAGGAUAUGGUGAAGCCUCCGUAUAGCUACAUCGCGCUCAUCACCAUGGCCAUCCAGAACUCACCCGACAAAAAGGUGACCCUGAAUGGGAUUUAUCAGUUCAUCAUGGAGCGGUUCCCUUUCUACCGGGACAACAAGCAGGGCUGGCAGAACAGCAUCCGCCACAACUUGUCUCUCAACGAGUGCUUCGUCAAAGUGCCGCGCGACGACAAGAAGCCCGGCAAGGGCAGCUACUGGACCUUGGACCCAGACUCGUACAACAUGUUCGAGAACGGCAGCUUCUUGCGCAGGCGACGGCGCUUCAAGAAGAAGGACGUGCUCAAGGAGAAGGAGGACCGGCUUCAGAAGGACGCGCCGCCUCGCCAGCCGCAGCAACAGCAGCAGUCUCGGGACCAGGAGCAGUCCGGCACGCAGCCCGUCCGGAUCCAGGAUAUUAAGACGGAAAACGGAACGACGACACCCCCGCAGGCCAACUCGCCCACUUUGAGCGCGGUUCCCAAAAUCGAGAGCCCCGAUAGCAGCAGCAUGUCCAGCGGGAGCCCGCACAGCAGCAUCCCGUCCAACCGCUCCAUCGUGGGCAUGGAGGCCGCGGAGCACCACCACCACCACCACCAUCAGCAGCAGCAGCAACACCAGGCGCAGGGCUUCAGCGUGGACAAUAUCAUGACUUCCCUUAGGGGGUCUCCGCAAGGGUCUAGCGAACUGCCCCCCACGAGGACAGGUAUCGCCCCGUCGUUGUCGCUCAGCUACUCCCCGAGUCAGACCUCCGCAUACAGCUCCCCGUGUAACCAGAACUCCAUCUCCACUACCUCCAACGCCACCUACCAUUGCAACAUGCAGGCCAUGAGCUUGUACGCUGGGGAGCGGGCGAGCCACCUGGCUGCCCCCAGCACCACCGUGCCGGACGAGAGCCUACCAGACUACUCUGUCACAACCACCUCGUCGUCGCUGCACGGCGGCGGCCUCAACUCGGGCCAGGAGGGCCACCCGCACGCUCACCAGGGCCGGCUGACCUCGUGGUACCUCAACCAGGCCGGGGACCUGGGCCACCUGGGUGCUGCGUACCCGACGGCGCAGCAGCAGAACUUUCACUCGGUGCGAGAGAUGUUCGAAUCCCAGAGAAUCGGUUUGAAUAACUCGCCGGUGAACGGGAAUAACAGCUGCCAGAUGUCCUUCCCGCCGAGCCAGUCUAUCUAUCGCACUUCGGGAGCUUUUGUGUAUGACUGCAGCAAGUUCUGA
Molecule: messenger RNA, 1446 nt
Organism: Nerophis lumbriciformis (worm pipefish)
Lineage: Eukaryota; Metazoa; Chordata; Actinopteri; Syngnathiformes; Syngnathidae
Source: RefSeq, a predicted model, not a curated record